Molecule: messenger RNA, 1590 nt
Organism: Cladophialophora psammophila CBS 110553
Lineage: Eukaryota; Fungi; Ascomycota; Eurotiomycetes; Chaetothyriales; Herpotrichiellaceae
Exons: 1
Coding region: 1-1590 (529 amino acids)
Biological process (GO): glycerol transmembrane transport; water transport
Cellular component (GO): plasma membrane
Molecular function (GO): glycerol channel activity; water channel activity
Source: RefSeq, a predicted model, not a curated record
AUGCGAUCUCGAGCCACGAGGCAAGAUGGAGAAUCUACAGGCGAGCCAACAGCAACAACAACCGGCCGCCAUUCGCGCGAACCUGCGCAUCACCAAACAUCGACAGGGACACAGCCAGCUCCUCGAAUCGAGGUCAGUCCCGCCAGACACAGAGAGCAGGAACAUGAUCAUCCGUCCCGAGCAAGUGCCGGUACUCGAUCGUCUGCCCGUGAACCCGAUCUCCUGCGCCGAGCCACCACUGCCAACGCAUCUUCAUAUUUGAGCGAGCCUAUCGUCCCGCACAAUACUCUCCAACAACCCGGCAUCCUCGGCACAGAAACGAGGCAGAGGGAACGCCAGUUGGCUGUUGAGAAUAUUAGUGCGCAUGACAAAGCCCCUACAUCAUCUGCGGAGGGACAGAGAAGAAGCGAGGAGACCCACGGGACUGAUAUUCGCCGGUACAUAUCUCCUAGCGGUUCGACAGCCCACGACUCUUUGGUCGCUGGGCACGACUUGGAACGGGGGGUGAGUGGUGAGUCCGCUGUUGAGUUGGCGCGGCGACGACUACAGCAAUUGGCAGAUACCGCUGGGGACGAAAGUGACGUGCGACGGUAUCCACCGAACAUCGACUGGGAAGAGUAUCAUCCCUCAGGAGACACCUUGGUACACCGGUUCUCGCAACCUGAGGAGCCAUCUCAACCGGAAUUCCACAAUGCUUGGGGACCCAUAAGACACAAAUAUCGAAAGCCACUCGCAGAGUUCCUCGGUACCCUGGUCUUCAUGACACUCGGUCUGUCGGGAUCCAUCGUUCAUAUGACGGCGGGUAGCGACUAUGGAAGUCUCCUCACCGCGUACAUGGCAUGGGGCUUUGGGGUGAUGAUAGGGAUCUACAUUGCGGGUGGGAUUUCCGGCGCUCAUUUAAAUCCCACAAUCUCACUAGUCCUCGCUAUCUUCCGUGGCUUUCCAUGGACCGAUUGCUGGAAGUAUAUGGUUGCUCAGUUUCUUGGCAGCAUGGCGGCGUCAGCCAUCGUCUAUGGUCUCUACAAUGACGCCAUCCAGGCGUACACUGCCUCAGACACUGUUCGUAUCGGCCCUGCCUUUUGGACACAGCCCCGUGGAGAUUUGAACAAUGCCGCUGCCUUCUUCAACGAAUUCAUCGCCACCGCAAUUGCCGCCUGCUCCGUUCUUGCGUUAGGGGAUGACGACAACGCACCGCCGGGAGCAGGAAUGCAUGCAUUCAUCAUUUCCCUACUGGUCAUGGUGCUUGGCAUGGCCUUCUCCUACAACACUGGCGCCGCUCUCAACCCUGCACGGGACUUCGGGCCUCGUCUGAUAAUGAUGGCCGCUGGCCUCGGUUUCGAUGUGUUCAAGCAGGAUCAAGGCUGGUGGUUUUGGGGCCCUUGGAUCGGUACGAUGACGGGCGGGCUCGCAGGUGCAAGCGUCUAUGACUUUUUCAUCUUUACGGGUGCUGAGUCUCCCAUCAACUAUGACAGUGAUGUCUGGAAAUUGCGACUCAAGAGCUCUUGGAAGGAGAUAAGGCAGAGGUCCAGGAUAGGACGAGGAAAGGAUCCGGGUGGGGAUGUUAGUAAGGAGAUCGAUCUUGUUGCUUGA